AUGCACGCCCUCAACUCCACGCCCUUAUCUACUGCAUACCCCCACGCUCCCCUGCGCAUCCCCGUCCACAACCCACGCCUCACAGUACGCCCUCACACGUCCACUCCACGCCUCACAGUACGCCCUCACACGUCCACUCCACGCCUCACAGUACGCCCUCACACGUCCACCCACGCCUCACAGUACGCCCUCAAUGUCCACCCACGCCCUCACAAUACGCCCCUCACACGUCCACCCACGCCCACAGGACGCCCCACACGUCCACCCACGCCCCAGUACGCCCUCACACGUCCACCUUACCCCUACAGUACGCCCUCACACGUCCACUCCACGUCUACAGUAUGCCCUCACACGUCCACUCCACGCCUCACAGUACGCCCUCACACGUCCACUCCACGCCCUCACAGUACGCCCCUCACACGUCCACUCCACGCCCUCACAGCACACGCCCCUCACGUCCACCCACGCCUCAGUACGUCUCACACGUCCACUCCACGUCUCACAGUACGCCCUCACACGUCCACUCCACGUCUCACAGUACGCCCUCACACGUCCACUCCACGCCUCACAGUACGCCCUCACACGCCCACUCCACGCCUCACAGUACGCCCUCACAGUACGCCCUCACACGCCCACCCCAUACCUUCCUACGCGCCCUCACCUUUAUUAAGCGCCCCCCUCAGACCCAUACACAAUGCCCUACGGUGCCCCACGGUGUCUCGUGUCGUCUAA
This is a messenger RNA of Homarus americanus (American lobster), 732 nucleotides long. RefSeq lists its product as uncharacterized. Lineage: Eukaryota; Metazoa; Arthropoda; Malacostraca; Decapoda; Nephropidae. Bases 1 to 732 code for a protein of 243 amino acids. The transcript has a single exon. The record is from RefSeq and is a predicted model, not a curated record.